AUGGCCGAAUCCCUCGUCUUCACUUAUGGCGCCCCUAACCCAAUUGAUGGACUGCACCUCGCCACGCAGCCCAUCCCCACUCAUGGACCAGAACAAGUUGUCGUUGAGUUCCUCGCGGUCCCCGUCAACCCAUUGGACUUUCUCGUUAUUCAUGGAAAGUACCCAAUCAAACCCAAGAGCACCAUCUUAGGCGAGGAUGGCGAGCAGCGAGCAAUUCCAGGCUCUGAUGGCGCAGCUCGCAUUGUCCAAGUCGGUUCCGCCGUCAGCAACUUGGCCGUUGAUGAUCUUGUUAUUCUCCGGACCCACUGCAAGGGCACAUGGAGAACACACGCGGUGUUCGGCGAGGAGGAUCUCAUCCGUAUUCCGUCCACCGUCAAGCCACAUCUUGCGUCGAUUUUGCGCAUGGGGAUCGCCCCGGCUUAUUUCCUGUUGAGGGAAUACCACAACCUGGAUCCCGGAGACUGGAUCAUCCAGAACGCGGGCACCGGAACCAUCAGCCAUUUCGUCAGCCAACUAGCCCCACUGUAUGGCAUCCGAGUUAUCAGCGUCAUCCGCGACCGAUCCACAGCCGACGAGCUAGAGCGCACUAAACGCUCACUGCGGUCUCAUGGUGCAUCCUUAGUCCUCACGGAAGAAGAGCUCCGUACGACCGAUGCCUUGGCAGGAAAAAGGAUCGUGCUGGCAAUUGACUCAGUCUCGGAUGAUUCACUAGCCCGAAACAUGGUAGCAUCCCUCAUUCCAGGUGGCACGCUUGUAACGGCAGGAUUUCUCGGGACGGCUGAGUCGCAAGAGGGAAAUUUGCGCCAGUUCCUGUGGCAGCGCAAUAUUACGCUCAAAUCCUUCAGGCUAAGCGAUUGCCUCAGCCGACGGGCCCCUCCGCAACAGGUGGCGCUUUUUGAAUGGUUUGCAGAAUUAUUGGCUCAUGGGACCCUGAAGGCACCGGCGCUAGAGCAUGUCGCCUGGAAACGUGGCGCGAAAGGCUUGGAGAAAUUGCUCUGUGAUUCGAUCCAGCGGGCCCAUGAUGAAGCGAUUGGGGGUCGGAAGACCGUGUUUGUGUUUGAGUAA
This is a messenger RNA of Penicillium expansum, 1065 nucleotides long. RefSeq names its product MDR family NADPH-dependent oxidoreductase. Lineage: Eukaryota; Fungi; Ascomycota; Eurotiomycetes; Eurotiales; Aspergillaceae. Gene Ontology annotation, cellular component: mitochondrion. The record is from RefSeq and is a predicted model, not a curated record. Gene Ontology annotation, biological process: fatty acid metabolic process. The transcript has a single exon. Gene Ontology annotation, molecular function: trans-2-enoyl-CoA reductase (NADPH) activity. Bases 1 to 1065 code for a protein of 354 amino acids.